Messenger RNA from Symbiodinium sp. CCMP2456, 2910 nucleotides. The record is from the annotation of a GenBank genome assembly. NCBI's taxonomy places the organism in Eukaryota, Dinophyceae, Suessiales, Symbiodiniaceae.
AUGUGUAGCUUCCUGCUGGCCAACUGGCUUAUCAGCAACCUCACCUAUGUCAACUUCUAUCUACAAUUCCGUGGGCCCGAUGCCACUAAUCGAUGGCAGGGCUACGGGUAUGACUUCGUGCACAACCUCUUGCACAUGACCGGUGAAAGAAGCCUCCAACCGUUUCAUAGUCCUGAGGAUGGGCUCGUAGCUCUCUUCAAUGGAGAAAUCUACAACUGGCAAGAACUGGAGACAGUUGAAGGCUCUUUCCGCUCAGAUGGGGACGCCAUACUUAGCGAGUACUCGAGAUUCGGCCGAAGAUUCGCAAGCCGCUUGGAUGGGGAAUACGCCAUCGCCGUUUUCGACUUCCGAGCGGGUGAGGCCUUCCUCGUCAGAGACGCCUUUGGAACCAAGCCGCUUUGGUAUGCCAAGAGCCAGUCGGGCAGAUUUGCUGUGGCCUCCUAUGCCUCAGCAUUGCAAAGGCUAGGUUUUGAGGACGACGAGCUCCGACAGGUGGAACCUAACAGCGUGGUCACGUUUCAGCUGCCACGGGCAAGCGAUCCAGUGGAAGCACGCACCUGGCCAACCGUCGAAGCAGCCCACUCGCCAGAACUCGUGGAGCGUCGGGCCGUGUUUGAGUUCGAUUUGCGUCAGCACAAGACCCAUAUGGAAGACUGGCAGAAGGCCUUCCGAAUGGCAGUGCAGAGAAGAGCUGCUGCUGGUAAGAUGGUUCCAGGAAGGCAGACUCCAGCCAUGUGCUUAAGCGAUGGAUACGACAGCGGGGCCAUCGCGCUCUCACUCGGCAAGCUCGGAAUUCAGCCGGCAAUGUACACUGUACAGGCUCGAGAAGACGUCAAGGUCCUGGUUGAGCGUUUCUUCCACAUGACAAAGCAAAGCAUGAAUGCCACGUGGAAGCUCACCCGUCUCUCCACUGAAAGCUUCGAGCAAGAGAAGCGUUUCCUCCGAGAGAGGGCAGAGCGGGUGCAGUACAAACUGCGCCCGGGUUAUGCCAACCUGGACGACAAGGCAGCUGCGGGGCUGUCCUGGAUCUACCGCCAGGCCGCAUCCGACGGCCACAGGCUCUUUCUGUCGGGCAGCGGCGCAGAUGAGCUCAUCUCGGACUACGGAAGUUCUGGCAGGGCGCUGGAGUUUCACAGCACUCUUAGGGGAGUUUUCCCGGAGAAGCUGUGGGAGGUCUUCCCUUGGCUCAACUUCUUCCGUGGGACACAGCAGGACUAUCUGGCCAAGGAGGAAUGCACAGCUGGUGCGCACGGUAUCGAAGCACGGUAUCCUUUCUUGGACCGAAGCUUGGUGCAGGAAUAUCUUUGGCUCACCAGGGAUUUGAAGAAUUCUGUCUACAAGGCUCCUCUCCAUCGCUUUUUGGAGGAAGCUCAGUUCCCUUUCAGCCCGGGCGUCAAGCGUGGCUUCUCAGCGGACUUGAACUUGGCAGGUGCCAACUCCUUGGAUGAAGCCGAGACGAAGAGAAAGGACGACUCCUUCGAAUUGCGAGGACGGUUUUGGGCUUCCUUGGGUGUGGCCGACAGUUUCAACGGCACUGUCGUCCUGAGCUCCUGUAGCAACUGCUUCGGAGAGGCAGCUUCCGAGUCCGAGGAGAUGUCCAUGACAACGCUGCCGACCAAUGCACAGAGGCUUAUGGACGUGGUCUCGGUGGCAUCCGUGGCAAAGAGUGCAGGGCGCUGGCCCCGACUUCUACGCAAGCGCUUGCGAAAGAAGUCUGAGCAGAGGUGGAGGAGGAUUCUUCAGAUGUUGCCCGCCGGCCAGCGUCUUCGAGAGGCUCAGGAGCAAGCGCCAGUGACCCCACCGUUGUCACUUGCUGCCGCAGCAGGGGCCGACCGAAACCACCGUGUGGUGCUCCUUACCUCGUGUAUGGAGGAUCAUUACUUCCUGACAUAUUGCGGUCCUCUCUUCAUGAGCAUCGCGGAAUCUUUCGAUCUCUUCGGCGCAAAUGCAGACUCGGAUCUUGUCAUGGCCCUGGUUUCCGUGGUCGGGGUCACCUCGAAAAUCCUGGAAGUUGUGCAGCGCGCGAUGCCCUUCGUGGAGUUUGUGCCUUUUGAGGAGCACGACCAGUACCUCAGCACCCACACAGACCCCUUCGAGGCCGAGAACUACCGGAAGCUCACAUACCAGCCCAUGAAACUCUACCAGUACUUGUGGCUCUGGCGUCAAAAGCUUGUACACAUUAAGGAGAUUGGCUAUAUCCUUUGUAUGGACUCAGACAUGCUCGUGGUGAAGCCCUUUAUGCAUUUCCUGGAGCUGCUGUCGCAGCUCGAAGUGGAUGUGGCUUUUUCCUAUUACGACGGCACCCGCCACGUUCCGUGGGGUUCACCAGAAGAGCUGGCUUUCACGAAGCAGAGGGGCUUUGUGCGACUGCAGGGUGGGUUGCUGAUCAUGCGAAACUCUUUGGAAGCACUCCAUUGGUUUGCGACCUGGGAGUCGCUGACGGCAGCCGUCUACUUCCAGCGGGAGGAGGAAGGCCGACUCGGAGAUCGUUGGAGAGCCCUUUUGGAGGAUUUCAAAGGCCCUUCCCAGGCUGCCCUCGCUUUCCUGCUGACGCGGAGUGAGCUGGAAGUGAUGCAGAAUGUGAGUCAAUGCUGCAACGUUCCGAGGACGAUUGAGCUGGAGCCGUUACGGAAAGGCGAGCCACCCGUCUCAAUUAACAUGUUUGGUCUGCCAACGCAGUAUGUGAACGACGCAGAGUCGACGGAGGACGGUACCCUCCCCAAGACGGCCCACGUCAUCCACCUCAAGGGUGCGUGGUGGAGAAGCGUCCUGCCAGAAGGAAAGAAGACUGUGACAGCACCAACGAGGCUCUACGAGUGGAACCGGGAAGCUUUCGACCUGUGGCAGCGGCAUUUUGACUCGUUCUUUCAGCUGCUCCGUCUGCACGGCCUUAGCCUGAUCUUCCCUUAG